Molecule: messenger RNA, 11014 nt
Organism: Dendronephthya gigantea
Lineage: Eukaryota; Metazoa; Cnidaria; Anthozoa; Malacalcyonacea; Nephtheidae
Product: vacuolar protein sorting-associated protein 13A-like
Exons: 97
Coding region: 109-10719 (3536 amino acids)
Biological process (GO): protein retention in Golgi apparatus; protein targeting to vacuole
Cellular component (GO): extrinsic component of membrane
Source: RefSeq, a predicted model, not a curated record
CAAGUCAAAUGUAUAUUAAUAGUUUGCAUUUUAUAAAGUUGAACAAUGGUUAAACACGAAAACGAAACAAUUUAUAAUUUCCCCUGAUUUUGCAGAUAACAAGCAAAAAUGGUGUUCGAAUCGUAUGUUGUCAGCAUUUUAAACAAAUUCCUUGGGCAAUAUGUGGAAAACCUCGACCCUUCACAAUUUCAAAUGUCGAUAUGGGGAGGUGAUGUUAAAUUGGAGAAUUUGGUUUUAAAAGAAAAUGCGCUGGAUGAACUUGAUCUGCCAGUUAAAGUGCUCAGAGGUCACUUAGGUCAACUUAUAUUAAAAAUUCCAUGGAAAAAUCUCUAUUCUGAACCUGUUGUCGCAAAAGUUGACGAAGUUUAUCUUCUAGCAAGACCAAACACAGAUAUAAAGUACAAUGCAGAAAAGGAGGAGAAAAUUUUACAGGAGAAGAAACAGCAAGAAUUGACUGCAAUUGAAGAGGCGAUAAAAUACGCGGAAGAAGCUAAAAAUAAGAGUGAUGAAGACAAGGAAAAAAGUUUGAGUUUUGCCGAGAAAUUAGCUAUGCAUAUUGUGAAAAAUAUUCAGGUGUUUGUGAGCAAUAUCCACAUCAGAUAUGAAGACCCUUUGUCAAAUGAAGAUGGUCCCUUCUCUGUUGGUAUAACUUUGGAAAACCUUUCUGCUGAGUCAGUUGAUGAUAAUUGGCAGCCUGUGGUUAUUGACUCAAAGCAGAGCUUGGUUAACAAGCUUGCGAGACUUGACAACUUGGCUUUCUAUUUAAACUCUCAUGACAAGAUUGGUGAAUUGCCAACAUCUGCUGACUGGGUGAAUAUUGCAAAGGCUGGAAUUGCUAGAGGAGAAUUUGGAGACAAUCGUCCGGACAAUUACAAUUAUGUAAUUAAACCUUUGACAUUAAAGACAAAAGCAGUUCUUGAUACAAAUUCUGUUCCAAAUCUUAGCAUUCCAAAGGUCUUUGUUGAGAUCAUUAUGGAGGAGCUGGGCUUAGUCCUUUCACGACAUCAGUUCAAAGAUAUUGUGAGACUGGCUGAUAACUUUGAUAGAAUGAAAACUAACAGCCAAUACCGAAAAUACAAACCGUUCGUUCCUUUGGCUGGAAAUUCAAAGGCCUGGUGGAACUACGCCAUACAUGCUGUGUUGGAGGAAGAAGUGAAAAGACGUUCAAGAAAUUGGUCUUGGCAACAUAUUGUGAACCACAGGAUGACAUGCCACAAAUACAUGAAACUGUACAAAGAAAAGCUCUCACAUAAGAAGGUUUCAGAUAAAGUCGAGAAAGAAAUAAAGCAAUAUGAAGAGAUUCUGGAUGUUCUGAAUAUAACUAUUUGGCGGAAGCAGGCAGAGAUUGAGACGAAGAAAGAAGGAACGAAUUACGAGUUGAACGAGAAACGAAAGAAAAGCGAAGGUGGUUGGUUCUCGGGAUUUUUUGGAAAGAAAUCCAAGGAAUCCACUCAAGGAUUGUCCAAGGAAGAAGAAGCAGCUGAAGAACAAAAGUUGUACGCAGCAAUUGGAUACAGUGAGAGUGAUGCUCCAGUUAAACUUCCUGCAGAGUAUGUUGCAUAUAGGUUGAAGUUUGGGCAAAAACGAAUAGCUAUUGAAAUGCGAGAUGAUUCAGUUGAGCCUGCAUGCAGUGUGUCCAGUGUUGCCUUGGAGGAUCUGUUUAUGGAACUUGGUUACAGGCCUGGGGCCCAGGCUGUAAGCGUGGUGACCAAACUGGGCAAUCUGAAUGUUCUUGGUUGCCCUUUGGAAAAUCAAAGCCCUCCAGACAUAAUAAGAUCAGUUGCUGGCGAUACAGAUAUUGCAGACUAUGUUAACGCCUCGUUUGAAACUAAUCCACUGGAUGGAAAAUGUGAUCAAAGACUCAAACUGGCUGUUCAACCAUUGGAGGUCAUUUAUCACGCGAAUACGGUUGAAAAUCUCAUGAAUUUCUUUAAACUUCCCGAAGAUGUUCAAUUAUCAGAGAUCUCUGCUGCGGCAUAUUCUCAAAUUGAUGGACUUCGAAAUCAGUCGAGAACAAAUCUUUCUUACGCUAUUGAAACACGCACGCUCCUUGAUGUCGAUAUUUUGAUUCAUUCUCCAUUUGUUAUUGUCCCGCAAAACGGAAUUUUAACCGAGAAUUGUUCAAUGCUUGUUAUUGAUCUUGGAUGCUUGAAAGUGAGCAGUGAUCCAUCUCAAGAACGAAUUACAAACACAAAAUUGAUGAGCCCCGAGGAACUGGAAGAAAAAGUGUACGAUCGUUUUAAUAUUGAAAUGAAGCAACUGCAGAUCUUGAUGGCAAAACCAGGUGAAGAUUGGAAGGAAUGUCGUAACGAAGAAAACUCCUCACUUCAUAUAUUGAAACCAUUUGGACUUGACAUUCAACUUUCCAAGUGCCUCGCUGCUGAUGACGUCAGACUAACACAGAUCCGUCUUGCUGGUGUUCUUUCCAGUCUACAGCUUCAUGUCACGGAUAAAAGACUGGACAAUUUGAUGAAGCUUGCGUUGUCAAUCCCAAUACCUGGUGAAACGGACACUAGUUUAGACGUAAAGAAGUCACAGUCUUUUCAACGUGAGGUAAAGACAGCAGCACAAGUAUCUGCCUUGGAUGUUGUGGUAGAGAAAGAGACAGAAACGUCAGACGAGCUUUUCGAAACUCCACCUGAAAGCCCAGAAAACAGCAGCAUUGAAUUACCUGCAGGCCCUGACAAGGUGUCGAAUAAUGACAAGGAACUGAUGAAAUUAGCAAAAGCAGAACAGACUAACGUUGCUGUGAAGUUUGAAAUUCUUCAGAUUAACAUAACAAUAUCAAAACAAGAUCAAUUCGGUAUUGAAACGCCGCAACUUGAAGUAGACCUUCUAAAACUUGGUACCCAGGUCUUUGUGCGUCAAUAUGAUCUAACGGUCAUGGCGAAUAUUGGUGAUAUUCUGGUUAAAGAAAUGAUUCAUGGAAUUGGUGGAGCUCCAUUAGAGCUGGUCAGCACUCCUGCAGAUCUUGAUAUACUUGCUGUGAAGUUCAUCCAGGCGGAUCAAAAUCACCCCAAAUUCAAAGAAGCGUUUAACUCUACAGAGAAAGCCAUUGAUGUACAGUUAGCUUCACUGAAAGUCAUUUUACAUCAAGAAGCUUUGUUAAAUAUAAUGGAAUUUGCAAACAAUCUAUUACCAGCAAGCGAAGAAACAAUUGUAACUGAGAAACAAGAAGAGCUUGCAGCAGUUGUCACUGAUGAAGAUAAAACAGACGAUGAUAAAACAGCUUUAGCAAAGAAGAGCGUUCAAGAUGAAGUGAUCGAAGUCAGAGUGGAUGCACGAUUAGGGGAGUUCACUGCUGUUAUAACCUCAAUGAAUGGAGAUCUCGCUGAACUGCAAAUGAAACAACUUGAGGCUGGUGUAUCAAUGUUACCAGACAGGAUCACUGUCUUAGCAAGAAUGCAAGAUUUCUCAGUUGUGGAUGGCUUAGCGAACGCUCUUUAUCCUAAGAUCGUUUCAAUUGUCAAUGAAGAGGUCUUUCAUGUGGAGUUGGUGAUAUAUAACGGUGCUACAGAAGGACAGAAUUAUGGCAACAUGGAGAAAGUUGACACAAAGUUUCUCAUGAAUGUUGGCCGAAUUAAAGUGAUAUUUCUGAACCGCUUUGUCAACAAUUUAUUGGAAUUUAUAAGCAAUUUCCAACGUGCCCAAGAAGCAAUUCAAAAUGCUGGUAAAACAGCAGCACAGAGUGCAACACAGUCUUUACAAGAGUAUAACAAGAAUAGUCCACGUGUUAAGCUGGACGUUUCUAUCCAAGCCCCCCUGGUUAUUAUUCCAGUCAACAGUCAGUCUGACCGCGCUCUGGUUGCUAAUCUUGGCAACUUGGAGGUGCACAACAAUUUCAAGGUCGUUCACGGAGGGGAGGGACAAGAUAUUGCUGUCGUUGAUAAUAUGGCUGUGUCCUUCACCUCGCUUCAAGUUUCUGUCGCAAUCAUAUCAAAAGAUGAAACAAUUGUCGCUCAAAGAUUUAUCUUAAAACCCAUCAGCCUGGAGUUGUCGCUCGCCCGAAGUCUUUCCUCGUGGUAUCACGACAUUCCCGAUGUUGACAUCGCUGGCCAACUGCACGCUGUCAAUAUUGACAUUGGUACAGAUGACAUUAAGACUGCUCUGGCAAUUACAUCUCAAAAUUUAACUGAAGGAGCAACAAUAAGCAGCGACGCUGAAGACGAGAAAUACUCCAGCACAGAAUCAUCUUUGGCAGUUUUAGAAACUCCAGAUGAAGAAGUAAGCGAAGUUGUGGAUGAAAACAAGACUUGGGUAGCGGUCAAAUUUAUGUUCAGUGUUGAGACAGUGGCAGCAAGGAUAUAUAAAAAUGUUAAGGAACUGGAUGCGAAUGACAAAGAAACCUGGGAUCAUCCGGCUGAUUAUUGUCUUGGUUAUUUUUCAUUGGACAACUUUAAAGUCGCUGGGUCUUUACUUGCUAAUGGUGCAAUGGACGCCUCGGUUGUUUUACAGACAAUCCGGUUGGAUGACAAAAGACCCGCUUUGGAGAAAGGAAUUACAACUAUGAUAGAAAGGCGUACAGAUGAAAAGAUGUCGCUUUCAGAUACGUCAAACAUGAUCGAUCUGCAGUUUGUACAAAGUAAAGGAUUGGACAAGCAAAUCACCAUACUCGUGAAAGGGACGUCAGUCAUUGUCAAUGUCGAGUUUUUAUUGGUUCUCUCGACCGUCUUCACAGAAGCAUUUGACGAAGCUCCUGCAAAAGAGUCUGAAAGCACAGCUGAAGUUCUCGCUGAGGCUAGAAUGAAAUCAACUGAUCUCGCAAGUUCAUCUACUGCUGUACCAACGGCUGUUAAUCAGAGUCCAGCUCUCCAACUGACUAUAAAGGUUGAAGAACCAGAGAUAUUUCUGCUGGCUGAUGCUAAGCAAAAGAGUACAAAUGCUUUAGUUGUCAAGAGUACCCUGGAUUUGAGUUUAACGAUACGAGAUGAGCGAAUGUUUUUGCAAACUUACAUACAGAAUCUUCAUAUUGUGACUGCAUCGUUUGAGAAAAGUCGCAGAGAAAUCUCACAAGCUGACGUUCUCAGAGUGAAGCAAAUCGGUCUUCAUUUAUCGUCUAUGAUUGGUGGCCGACCCCAUAUUGAUCUGAACACAACUGUAGCCUAUCUUAAUGUCUCGCCUGCUUUCGUUGGCAUAGCAACAGCGGUGGCGUCAUCACUUGGCCCGUCCAAGGACGAAGAAUCAGAAAAGAAUAACGAAGAUGUUCCUGAUUUGUUCAAGCCAGAUGACAUUGCAGAUUCUAAUAAUUGGUAUCUUAAAGAAGUUACCAGAGGUCAGCUCGUACCAGGCAGUAGAAUUUUCGCUCGAGCCAAAGAUCUUAAAAGCUACGCCCCAGGGUUGAUCACAGACGUUGACCAAAGAAUAAAAGCUGUUUUGGAUGAUGGGAGCAACUGGUCAUGUGAUAUAAAUGAUGUCGCAGGCGUGGUCCUGGACGAAAUACCGCUGGUUAAGGAGAUUACUGUCGGUACGAAAGUCAUAUCUUUGGUUAAAGAGGGAGAGCCAAUGCAGGCAGGUAUAGUUAUAAAGCUGAUGGAGAGUUCUGAUACUGAAAACCCAAAUGUUUUGGUGAGAUUCUCACAGCAACAAGAGGAAGUCAAGCCUUUCGAAUAUAUCCGUCUUUUGCGAAGUGUAAAAUAUGGAGCCUCUCCUAACAAACCUGUCAUCUCAUCCGCCGUGUGGGCCCGCCUUCCUGACAACGAGCAUUAUGGUCAAGGUUUUAUCGCCAAGAAAGACUGGCGUUAUCAAGUCAAGUUUGCCAACGGUACUCAUAUUUACCAUUUUCUCAACGAUCCUUUGGCCAUAGUCCUCGACCGUUCACCACGCCCUGAACACGUGAUGGUAGGAAGUGACGUUGUAGCUCCGAUUCCCAACAAACCAUUGAUGUAUCCAGGCCGGGUUAAGAAAAUUUCAGUCAGUGGCUAUGAGAUACAAUUCGAUAAUGGCGCCGUACAUGAGUUGUCCAUUCAUGAUUUGAAGUUGAUGAAAGUGCCGAAAAAGGAAGGCAACCGUCUUACAGUGAGAACAUUGCUCUGGAUCAAAUACUCGGAUAAUUUUUACUACCGUGGUUAUAUUGAUGGUAUUGAUAACAAGAUUUACGUCAGGUUUUAUGAACACGAGGAAAGAUGUUCGUUUCCUUUAAAUGACCAAACUGGGCUGAUACGAGAUGUCAUCCCUAGAGAGGUUUUGAUUGGUGAAAAUGUGUUGGUAUUGAAAGGUACUUAUGGCAUGAAAGGCGUUGUGACGAAGGUGGAGUCCAGAGAGUCAGAUCCUGUGUAUUUGGUUGAAGCAGCUGGUAACGAGAUGUGGGUCCCUCUCAAAGAUGUUCGCCGUUUUGAUAAAACCGCUGGCCAGAAAGGUGUGUCUCGCGAUCUUCAGAAUGAAGUAGAGAGUGUCUCUGAUAAUAGAGAAGAGCAGUUGAUCAUGAAUGUUGAUGGUUUUGUGUUUAACAUCGAGGCAGAGAAAGGCGGAAAUUUGAUAAGUUUGUUGAACCUACGAGGAAAUCUUAGCGCUGAAGUGAAAAAUUGGCAGGAAAAGUUGAAUGGCAAAGCAGAACUUAAACUGGAAGCCAACUAUUUCAAUGAAGAAUUAUCAGAAUGGGAACCAUUGAUCGAGAAAUUGGAAACAAAAGAAAGUUUUAAAUCAUGGGAACUUUCUGUUGGGUUCAAGAUGAACCAAGAUAGCACAGAUUCAAUGGAUGAUUCAGGCGCGCAAAUGAUCGUGUCUGUUGAGUCAUCUGAUGUUCUUCAGCUAACGAUCACUAAGACAAACUUGGAUGUAUUUACUGAACUCGGAAAGUCGUUUAGUGAAGCUGUAACAGAAAGUAUCGGUGGGACAUCGUUGUCUUUAGAAAAAACUGCUCCAUAUGAGAUAAAGAAUGAACUCGGUAUCGACGUUUGUAUUCGACCUGGAAAAGAUUUCAAGGCUCCGCCAAAUUUGAAGGCUGACGCCGUACUGGUGCGCUCUGGGGAAUCUCUUUGGUUAGAUUUUGCUGAGCAUUUGAGAUUGACAAGUGCAAGCAGUAAUGUGGCGUCGAUUAAAAUUGCGGUUCAGGUCGAUGGUUAUCAUGAACUAAAAGAUAUAUCUGUAAAAGAAGCAAGUUGUGCGUUCUACAAUAUCAUUCCAAAAAAGCUACAUCAACAAGGUUUCCGCUCAAUUGUAGUUCAAGUUACUUCUCCAGAUGGAAGAAAAUUGGUUGUUUUACGAUCACCUUUCAGAAUGAAAAAUCAUUGUCCAGUUCCGCUUGAGGUUUUUGUUCAAAGGCAAAAUCCUGAGUUGAUGGCAACCUUAAAUGAAGAUGAUUACCUCAGCAUACCGCUGACAAUAGCGAACGAUGACCUUGGAUAUUUCAUCAAACCUGGAGGCUUUCCUUAUGAGAGAAAUGUUGAAGAAAUUCGUUUAAGUCAAGUGUCAAAGAAUGGAAAGAAACUGUACGUGUGUGCAGCCCCCUGGCCUGAUGCUGACCCUUUCUAUGUCCAGACCCGAUGUCAAAGUGAGCGUUAUACAAAUGAAUUCGGAUCAAGAUCCAACCAGCCAUGUUAUACCUUGCAUUAUUAUCCUCCAGUUGUUUUAAUGAAUUAUCUGCCAUUUCCAGUUCAAUUUAAACAAGAGGGUCUUCAAGAGGCUGUCAGGUUGGAAGGUGGAAACAAACUACCAAUUUACACAGUUGAUAUUGACACGAAACCUGUACUUAAUAUAAAGCUGGAAUCUUACCUUGGUGAGACAUACACUGGUCAACUCAGAAUACGAAGUGAUCUUGCACAAUUGUCUGUUCUUUAUCUCAUUUCUGGCAGUAAAAAAUUGGUGGUUGGUGUAUAUGUUAAAAAAGGUGGCUCCCUUGAAAUCACGCUCUAUGCUAGCUAUUGGCUUAUAAAUCACACUGGACUCCCCUUGGAGUAUAAGGCCUCUGACGAUUCUGAUGUGAUAAUCAAACACCCUGCGAAGGAAAGUGAUGUCGCAAUUUUUGCAUUCACAUCGAAACCUGAAAUGUUUUCUAAAAAUACGCUCAAACUUCGUACCAGUGGAUCAGAUUGGUCAGAUAAGUUUUCUCUGGACACAGCUGGUAGUGGUGGUUCUUUAAAGUGCAAGACGAAGGAUGGUAAAGAAUAUGGGAUUGGCUCAGAGAUUCGGCUGUCUUACUUCAGUCUAACCAAAAUUGUGGUUUUUACACCAUUAAAUCUACUGGUCAACCAAACUAAGCAUUCCAUUUCUCUGUGCGAAGCAGAAGGAGUCUGGUACACUGUCAAAUCAGGCGAGACAAUCCCAUUCUGGCCGAACAAAACUCCAGCGAAGAAAUUGAAAAUCAAGACAGACGAUUCUCCAGUUGAAUCUAUCUUAUUUGACUUUCAAUCAAAUGUCAAUCAUCUCUUACGACUUGAUAACGAGGUGGGUGGUGUAUGUGUGACAAUGUUUAGUAAAGAUGCAGCAACAGUUAUGACCUUCACGCCAUACUUUGAAGGAGCAGCUCCGCUUAGGAUUGAUAACGACACCUCGUUUGAAAUCUGCUACCGACAGUUGAAUAACGAUAAAGUACACGUUCUACAACAGAAGAAGACAAUAGUGUUUGCUUGGGACAAUCUGCAGGGUAAACGUGAAGUUGAGUGGUUUAUCUUGGUACAUGAUAAGUUUUCUGCAAAAAGCAAUUUUGGAAAGAAUGAAAUGGGAAUACUUGGUGAAAAAGAUAAACCGCUGUGUUACUGGGCGAGUUUUUUAGAUGGUCUUCAGCGCGUGUUGUAUUUUACUGAGAGUCACACCAUGGCUUUUAGAGCUCGCCAAGAUCAGUUGGAAGUCCCCAGCCAAGAAAUUACUUUAUCACUGAGAGAAAUUGGAUUGUCACUCGUUAACAAUAAGAAAAGUAUCGAGCUGGCUUAUCUUAGCAUUAAACCGAGUGAUGUUCUGUGGGAGGAACAGAAGAGAAGACGCCGUUGGAAAACUAUGACAAGAAAAACUUGCUAUUCUUUGGAAAAUGCGUAUAAAAUAGUACAAGAUGAGAUUACAAGGGGAGAAACACCUGUGUAUAGAAAGAAAGUGGACAAUAUGACGGUUGAUUUUGAAACUAUGGAAAUAAUAGAACCUGACCGUCGUAAAAUAAGAAGGACAUUUCAUCCGGGAGUUUGGGUGCAAUUCAACCAAUCCGCGCACGAGAUUCAACUUCAUUCAAAGAUUAACGAUGUUCAGAUGGACAGCCAAGUUUCUGGAUCAACAUUCCAAACACUUUUCCACUCCAUUCCUCCUCCGAAAACCGUCGCAGCAAGUAAUGCACCAAAACCAAUGAUUGAAGCCAGUAUAAUAACGAGAAAGGAAGAAAAUGCCAUUGUCAGUCGAAUUAAGUAUUUCAAAGUUUUAGUGCAAGAAUUGGACGUUAAGAUGGACAAAGGAUGGUUACUGGAACUCGUGGCGUUGUUUGGCACCGAAAAUCAAGCUUUAGAUGAAACAAAUUACGAGGAAGACAAGAAAGUGAUAACAACUUCGUUACAGUCGUUAAAUGCUGCUGUUGUUGAUGUCCGCAAUUACUAUGAUUACUUUCAUCUUUCACCUCUCAAGGUCCAUGUGAGUUUCUCAGUUCAAGGUGGAUCUGGUACACAGACAAUCGUUGGUGGAAAUGUUGUUGAUUUAUUGUUAAACAGUCUUGGAGUUGCUGUUGUUGACGUUCAGGACGUUGUUUUAAAGCUUGCAUAUUUUGAGUUGAAAAAUCAAAUCUACAGUCAAUCGCAACUUAUUCAAGUUGCCACUAACCACUACACAAGUCAAGCGAUCAAGCAAGCUUAUGUUCUUGUACUUGGUUUGGAUGUUUUGGGCAAUCCAUUUGGUUUGAUAUCCGGUAUAACAACUGGUGCCAAGGAUCUUUUCUACGAACCCUACCAGGGCUUGAUACAAGGACCUGAAGAAUUUGCUGAGGGAUUAGCUCUGGGAGUGAAGAGUUUAGUGGGCCAUACUAUAGGUGGAGCCGCUGGAGCUGUGUCUCGUAUCACAGGAACUCUGGGUAAAGGAAUCGCUGCACUUACAAUGGACGAUGAAUAUCAGGAAAGUAGAAGAACAGCCAUGAGUAAGAAACCAACCAGUGUUAAAGAAGGAUUGAGUCGUGGUGGUAAAGGUCUACUAGAGGGUGUAUUUGAAGGUGUUACAGGUGUGGUGACAAAGCCCAUGGAAGGAGCAAAAAAGUCAGGUGCAAAGGGAUUCUUCAAAGGAAUGGGAAAAGGUCUCGUUGGUGUCGUCGCUAAGCCGGUCAGCGGUGUUGUUGACUUCGCCAGCAGCACGUUUGAGGGGAUAAAAGGAACGGCAUCUGGUGAUCGUGAAAUCAAACGUGUCCGUCCUCCUCGUCGAUUCUACCGUGAUAAGAUCAUGCGGCCUUACAAUCGCUACGAAGCUGAUGGUGUAGAAUUAUUCAAGACGUACGCAAAAGGAAAAGAAACAUUGGCAUCGGAUACCUACGUUUGUCAUUACUACUUUCCAAGUAAUAUGGCAAUCAUGAUUACAAGCAAACAUGUUCUAAUAAUGAGAAAAGAGACGGUCAUUAAGAACGAGUGGGAGAAUUCUUGGUUUUGUAAAAUUAAAGAUUUGCAAGGUGAUCCUAAAGUGAAUGGAGGAAAAAUUACUUUUAGUAUUCCGGAGCACGGCAAGAUGUUUAAGAAAGCAGGAACAAAGGUUGUUGAUCUGAAAUCUAAACACUUUGCAGAGUGGAUUGCAAAGAAAACCAUUGAAGCUCGGGGCUUGCUAAAAUAAAACAUUUUUAUUUAAUUUUGAUGAAGCGACUCCUCAUUUUGUAGCAGUAUAGAUAUAGCAUUCGUUGUGAUUAGAAACAAAAGUAGAUUCAUUAUUUUGAAUGCAUGUCAUCCAGUAAAUUGGUAUAUUUCAACAGUUUGUAUGACGAAAUCUUACAUAAACCCAGAUUAAACUAUCAUACACGGACGAGAUGCGACGUCUCCACUGUUAGUUAUUUUUCAUUGUAGGGAAAUAUAACGAAAUUUAAAUCGCCUUUCGUGCUUCGGAUCCCUGCGCGAAUUCGCUCUUAUGCAUA